AAGGCCAUAAUCGUCACGAUGGCUAUUUAAAACAUCCCAAGGGAUGUCCCAAGUCCCUGGUUGUAUAAUUAUAUUAAGUUUAAGGUGCUUACUUAUUUUUCAUUCUAAUAUUUACUAUUUAGUUCAAGGCCACUGUAUAUUAGCCCAUAUUAUCAUUCCAUUGUCACAAAGCCACCGAAAAGUACCAAAAAAACCCAAUUAGCAACGGCGAAAGAAAAUUUCACCAACAUGAAUAUGAAAACCCAUGUAUUUUCGUAAACCAUACUUAUCAGUCGGCGCACGCGCCACUAACAAUGACACCUAAUCGGCAACCAUUACACAACGAUGAUCCUCGCUUAUAGGCCAAUGUCGCGCCUACACGGAAUAUCGAUCGAGAUGACACAUCCGGACUCAACGGAAAACAAAAUCAGCCAGGAAUAUGUAUAAAAGCUGACACUAAACAUCACAGCAUCAUUCGAGUUCCAACAUUCGAAGAAGCAACACCAUCAUGAAAUCCUUCGCCUGCGUUCUCCUCUUAGCUGCGUUUGUGGCGGCUGAGCCACCGAGCUACAGAUCAAGAUUCUUCCAAAGACAGGAAGCUGAACCUACUACUGCUAGAAACGAGGAAGCACCUUACCCAGCAGCAGGUUACAAGCCUUCGAAAGAAUUCAAGCUACCAGCCAGAGAAGCUGCCCCACCUGCGACAUCCUAUGGAGUACCUUCUGAUAGCUACGCAGUUCCUUUCCAUACUUUCAACGCUCCGCAAACUGAAUACGGAGUCCCAAGAAAGAGUGCCGAACCUGAGAGAGAGAAGGAAGACAAAGAAGAGGUAGAAAGCUUGAAAGUGGAAGGUUUACCCAAAGAAACAAAGGGAAAGCUUCAAGAGAAUUCUGAGGUCGUAAACGCUAAUGGUGCUUACUACGUGUUACUCCCAGAUCUUCAGCUCCAAAGAGUACAGUACGAAACACAGAACGACAUUCGCAAUAUGGCAUAUACGGCGCGUCUGCAGUACAGGAAUGAGGACCGAGCCCCGAUAUACGUGUACACUGCUGUUCCUCAGUACCAGAAUGCCGCUUACGUCCAAGUGCUUUAAGUUAUUAGCUUUCGGAAAGCUUAUGGUUGUUUUAUAUUGUGUAAAUGUGGAUAAAAUGUCAGUCACUUUCGAAAUCACCUGUCAGAGCGUGACAUUUGUGGAGUCAGACCAAGCUAACUUUGCACCAAUUUUAAUAGGACAAACAAACUCAUUAUUAACAUCAUAUUUUCAUAGAAAUUUGACAUGAAUAAUAACAUGACAACGCUUUGUCAUUGCAAACCAUGCAGAGUUAUUUUGGUCCGACUCUGUCUUUUCUACGAUGUACUUGAAUUCCUCUCCAUUUUUUACUUUGGGCCGAUGAUCGCAUUUAUCGCGUGAUAAAAACCAAAACAAAGCUCUCUUUUAAAAACGUGAUAGAGUCAAACCAAGAUAAGUCUAACUUCCAUGAAAUUAUGACGUUUACUUGACACUUGAACUGUCUUGGCUAACAAAAUGACUGUCGACUUAUCUUGGUCUGACUCUAGACACGAAGAUUUUCGAAUAAUAAAUGCGACCACGGUACCUACGCAUUGUGGUCAUAUUUCAUAGAAAAGAAACCACCAUUGCCUUUGUGAAUGUUUUAUAAACUUUGUACACAUAUAAACACGACCAUAACAUAACAAUUUGAGAUUAAAAACGAGACUGAAGCUUCAAGUUCGCUCAUUUGCUAAACACUCGUGAAUAACGAAACAAAAAUAAAAGCCAAGUGUACAUAA
Messenger RNA from Cydia pomonella (codling moth), 1767 nucleotides. RefSeq lists its product as uncharacterized. The transcript has a single exon. Lineage: Eukaryota; Metazoa; Arthropoda; Insecta; Lepidoptera; Tortricidae. The record is from RefSeq and is a predicted model, not a curated record. The coding region runs from base 488 to 1072 and encodes 194 amino acids.